UAUUUUAUAUUAUGUGUUUGUGUAGAUAUUUCUUCGUCAUGUUUUAUUCUAUUCAAUUGUGUUCAAUGAUAAUACGCUCCUAUGUUUGAUAAUUUAAUUAUAAAAAUAUGAAUAUAUGUUAUAUACGUUUAUUAAAGUUUCCAUUUCAGAUUUCACUUUUUCGUACAGUGUUGUUUUAUUAUGUUAUACCUGUGACACGAUGUGUGAGAAAGAACUGAAUUCUUGAGACUAUAACUUAAGACUAAAGUUCAUCGGUUACUUUGAAAUUCAUCGGUGCCGCGUCGUUAGCAUUUUAUACGUUUUAGUCACGUGGGACGAUCGCGGGACGCGCCGACAGCGCCAAGCGUAUUUGGCGGGACCGCACUUAGACGGCGUCGUCUGUGCUUCUGGCAAGUUUGUCGUGUAGUGAACCACAAAGGCUCUUGUCCGAUAAUGGCUGGCGGAAAGGCGGGCAAGGACUCGGGUAAAGCGAAGGCGAAGGCGGUCUCUCGUUCGGCGAGGGCCGGCUUGCAGUUUCCGGUUGGUAGAAUUCACAGGCAUUUGAAAAACAGAACCACAAGUCAUGGUCGAGUCGGUGCUACAGCAGCAGUAUACAGUGCAGCUAUCUUGGAAUACCUCACUGCUGAGGUUCUCGAAUUGGCAGGAAAUGCAUCAAAAGAUUUGAAGGUCAAACGUAUUACACCAAGACAUCUCCAGCUUGCUAUACGUGGUGAUGAAGAAUUAGAUAGUCUUAUUAAAGCAACUAUCGCUGGAGGAGGCGUUAUACCACAUAUCCACAAAUCGUUGAUUGGAAAGAAGGGUUCGCAAAAGCCAGCAUAAUUUAGUGAUUCAGUUAAGAACAUGUGAAGCUAUGUAGACAAAACAGAUGCGAGCAGAGUGAUUGUUGAUAAAGUGUACCUAUGUUACGAAAUUGAUGGCGAGAGACUGGCGUGAUAUAUAUAUAUAUAUAUAUAUGUAUAUAUAUAUAUAUAGAUAUAUAAAUAAAACAAAUAUUGAUAUAAUUUAAUAUAGGUAACGAGAGUUAAAAAAAAGACAAAUUUUCACCACAUAAUUGGCAUUUAGAGUCGGGAAAGUUAAUAAUAUAGUCUGAAAAUUUUAGUGUACGUUAUACUGCAAUUACUUGACAAGCGAUGCGUUGUAGCAUGGUUUGCUCAAAACUGCAGAAGUCUUUGAUACUGUAUGCGGAUUGUAAACUAAACGUUUUGAAAGUUGGAGUAUUUAAGGACUUGGAUGUGUCGUAAAGUUUGUAAUUUUAAAAGAAAAUUGUUCUUUUGAUUUCUUAUUUUGUGCAUGGUGUUUAACUUUGUCUCUUUUUUAAACUAUUGCGUGUAACUAAUGUUGUUUUCUUAAAAUUAGCUAUUAAAUAGUAUAACGGUAAUUCGAUAAAGGUGUAUAAUAUGAGCGAGUAUUAAUAGGUAUUUCAUAAAUUUUUUCACUUUCAAUUUUUGAAAUUUUUAAUCCAUUUAUAUUUAACUGUUUAAUACCUUACGAUUAUAGUUACAAGUAAAAGUAGUUACGUACUCAUUCUUGUUAUUAAAUACUCUUAACUAUCUCAUAGCAGUAAACAGUGUGCAUAAAUACCUCUAGAUUAAAUUUUUAAUUUUGGACACUUUGUAUUCUAAAAUUUGUGUUGCCGAAUAUCUUUGCUUAAAUUUUUGAAGUUUUCAGUCUCUGUAACAUUAGUAUAUAAGAUUACAUGAGAAAUCAUUUUGCUGACUUUGCUUCUAUUCUGUUAAUUUUGUGAAACGCAAUAAGUUUUAAUUUGUAGUGUGCUGUAAUUUAUGUCCAUGAUUAUGAGACUGGAAUCUUUGAAAUCUAUAAGGCUUUUACUCGUGUGAAGGUCAAAGAAAAAGUAUUUCGGCAUUGCAAAGCCUUUGAUGUAAUAUAUAAUCUUUAUUCCAGUAGUGUUCAAUUGAUGUAAAAUCCAUAGUAGAAAUAUCGAAACAAUUUGAAAUAAAAUAGUAUACAUUUUUAGUUCUAACAACUAUCGAUUUCUAUUUUGGUUCCAUUCACAUCACUUUCCAUUUUAUUCAUAAAACUACUGUUACUUGUGUCAUUUAGUGUAAUUUUCGCUGUAUUAAAUACCAGCCACAUGUAAAAUGUUCAUUUUCAUAAUAAAGAGCAAUUUUACUAUUAUCUAUAGUUCAAUUAUUAAAAAUUGUUGAGUCAAGAAGAGAUAUACUAAUUUGUAUUUUGUGCCUUCUUUAAGUCUUUAAAUUAAAAUGGACUAAGAGGUAAUAUAUAAUUAAAAGGCUGUAAUACAACGAAUGAUUUUUGUAAAUGCAUUAUUGUACACAAACUGUGUAAUGUUUUCAUAUAUUAUGUGUAAACAGUUUCUAAAUACACAUUCUGUGCUAGAAGGUAA
Molecule: messenger RNA, 2365 nt
Organism: Bombus pyrosoma
Lineage: Eukaryota; Metazoa; Arthropoda; Insecta; Hymenoptera; Apidae
Gene: His2Av
Product: histone H2A.V
Exons: 6
Coding region: 433-819 (128 amino acids)
Cellular component (GO): nucleosome
Molecular function (GO): DNA binding; structural constituent of chromatin; protein heterodimerization activity
Source: RefSeq, a predicted model, not a curated record